Molecule: messenger RNA, 1021 nt
Organism: Oncorhynchus mykiss (rainbow trout)
Lineage: Eukaryota; Metazoa; Chordata; Actinopteri; Salmoniformes; Salmonidae
Source: RefSeq, a predicted model, not a curated record
CACAUUAGAAUACAGUGUAUGUUAUAGUUGAACUGGAAUGACAGAGGAAAAUAACAUGAUGAUUUCUGAGUGUAUCAUUGACAGCACCAAAUGCAUUAAAAGGGUGGAACGAGACUGUGGUGAUUCUGAUGAGUGGACUACGGUCCUAUUUGUCAGUGCAGAGACCCUGAAGGGACAUGAUUCUGGUACCAAGACAGAAGACACCACACCAAAGAGUAGACCUGGAGAAAGUAACUACGGCUCUGAGGGCUCGAUGGGGAGAUGUUCCAGAGUUGCUGCAGCAUGUCUGGGCCUGCUGUGCCUUCUACUACUGGCUGGGAUCAUGGUGCUGUUUGUCUACUAUAAUGGAGUCACUGUCCGUUUGGAGGAGAGGUUGUUAGUUUAUAGAACCAGCAACAACAACCUGACUGAACAGAGAGACGAGCUACAGGUCCAAAACAAAAACCUGGAUAAAGAAAAGGCCGAUCUAAAGAGAAGGUACAAUAUGCUGAAUCAAACCUGCCUUGAAGCAUGGAGGAAGUUUGGUUUCAGUUUGUACUACAUCUCUGACUGGACUGAAUCCUGGGAUGAGAGCAGACAGGACUGUCUAAAGAGAGGAGCAGACCUGGUGAUCAUAAACAGCAAAGUGGAACAGGAAUUAAUCUGUCCAUUUAAAAGGUUUUUCUGGAUUGGUCUGACUGACAGAGAGACAAAGGGGACUUGGAAAUGGGUGGACGGGACACUAAUGACCACAGGGUUCUGGUCUCCUGGUGAGCCAAAUGGUGCCUCUAUCAACUCUACUGAGGACUGUGCUGAGGUUAACACCUUCAAUGACCCAGAGAAAAACUGGAAUGAUCUCAGGUGUAGUGAACGGCGGCACUGGAUUUGCGAGAAAUUACCUGAUCAGUAGCUCAACUUGGUACCAAUGGAAAUGUAUACAUGUAUGCCCUUGAGACUGACCAAUGGCAGAGGACAGAGUGGGUUUAUAAGAGGGCUCUGACAGUGGCUCAGUACCGAGGCAAAAACGGACACAACCAUGAAG